Molecule: messenger RNA, 1515 nt
Organism: Sclerotinia sclerotiorum 1980 UF-70
Lineage: Eukaryota; Fungi; Ascomycota; Leotiomycetes; Helotiales; Sclerotiniaceae
Exons: 3
Coding region: 1-1515 (504 amino acids)
Biological process (GO): oxalate metabolic process
Source: RefSeq, a predicted model, not a curated record
AUGCAUUCCAAAACUUUCCUGCUCACUUCUCUUGCAGCUGGUGGACUUCUUCCAGCAGUUCUUGCAGCUCCUGCCCCUAGACCUCAGAUGAAUUAUGCCGAGCAAUCAGCAGCUAUAGCUGGUGUAUCUGCACCACUACCUACUGCUACAGCCGCCUCCGGGUCGCUUUAUGGACAUAAAUCACUUUUGGGCGAAUCCGGGAAGUCAUCUUCUCUGUCUAAAGCGGAUUCCGCCAUCAUGCCAGAUACCCCACUUGUCAUUGGUCAGGAAGCAGAUUCAGACCUGGGUUUAUUUCUGGAUUUCAACAGUGUUGACAAUCCUCAGCCUAUUCGAGGGUCGACAGGUGAAACUGAUCCUGGGCCACAAACAUAUGAGUAUCAGAGGUUGAAUCCUGAUCUCCUCGCUCCACCAGGAACAGACAGUGGAGAUAUGCCACAAGCCCAAUGGCCAAUGGGAAUGUCCCACAAUAGGUUGGGCGUUGGCAAGAAAUCAGGAUGGGCAAGACAACAAAACACUGGUCAAAUGCCUAUUGCGACUGAAAUGGCUGGUGUAGAUAUGCGUCUUGCACCAGGAGCAUACCGAGAGUUACACUGGCACACAGCAAAUGAAUGGUCAUUGGUGCUAAAAGGAAGUGUACGAAUCUCUGCUGUUAACGAGAAAGGUGAAAGCUUCAUCGAUGAUAUUAGCGCAGGCGAUGUAUGGUUCUUCCCAGCCGGUGUUCCUCACUCUAUUCAAGCGCUGGAUGAGGGCUGUGAGUUUUUGUUGAUUUUCGACGAUGGAGAUUUCUCAGAAGAUGGCACUUUCCUCGUCUCCGAGAUGUUUCUCCGAAACCCUAAAUCAGUCCUCUCCAAGAACUUUCAAACCCCUGUUUCCUCCUUCGACAAACUUCCAUCCGAUCAACUAUACAUCUUCAACGGCACCCCCGCACCAGCCAACAUCUCCACGCAAAACCAAACCAGCGACGCAGGCCCCCUCCCUCAGAAAGAUUCCUACACCUACCACUUCUCGCAACAAGAACCCUACACCGUCCCAGGUGGAUCCGUCAAAAUAAUCGACACAACCACCUUCCCGAUCGCCGCCAACUUCGCCGCCGCCCUCGUCACCAUCGAGCCCGGUGCCAUGCGCGAACUCCACUGGCAUCUCACAUCCGACGAAUGGAAUUACUUCCUCUCCGGCUCCGCUCGCAUCACCAUCUACUCCGCUCCUAGCAGCAGUCGCACUUUCGACUACACGGCCGGAGACGUAGGAUACAUUCCCGCCAGUAACUCGCAUUACAUUGAGAACACCGGUACGGAAGAUGUGGUCUUUUUGGAGGUGUUGCAACAACCGGUCUUUAGUGAUAUUAGUGUGGCUCAAUGGUUGGCGUUGACUCCUAGACAGGUCGUUAAGGAUACCUUGGGCUUGCCGGAUGAUGUUAUUGAUUCGCUUCCGCAUGAGAAGACUUUGAUUAAGGUUGGGAAUAGAAAUAUGACGGCCUUGGCGGCAGAUGAGAAGGGAAGUGGUGCUUAUGAGUAG